AUGCUGUCUCGCAUUCGUUUCCGAGCGGAAGUUAUAUUCAGGUUUAUUCCUGAAAGUAGUCAGAUAUCUAUCUAUCUAUCUAUCUAUCUAUCUAUGUUCUUUAUGAAUCUAUCUAUCUCAGUGUGUUCAUAUCUAUCUAUCUAUCUAUCUAUCUAUCUAUCUAUCUGUCUGUCUCAGUCUGUUCAUAUCUAUCUAUGUGUGCUAUAUUUAUUAUCUAUCGAUCUCAUCAAAAGUUUUUGUUUGCGUUUGUUUUUUUCUUUUAUCUUUCUUUCUUUCUUUUUUCUUUCUUUCUUUCUUUCUUUCUUUCUUUCUUUCUUUACAUCUAUAUUUCUAGACAACUGCAUUCUUUACUAUUUUCCUCUUUUUUCUUCCGCUUUUCUAUGCAAUCUUUUUUUCUUUUAUUCCUCUUUCUUUUUUAAAAGGUUUUAUAUUUUUCAUUUUUUUUUUCAGGCCAUUCCGGUUGAACAUUUUCACGUUUUUGUUUCUUUUUCUCCCCCAACCCAUUUUUUUCUUUCAACAGUUUACCUUUCUUUCUUUGUUUCUUUGUUUCUUUCUUUCUUUCUUUCUUUCUUUCUACACUUUACUUUUCUUUUUAUUUAUUUAUUUGUUUAUUUAUUUAUUUAUAAACUUUACCUUUCUUACUUUUCUUCUUCUUUCUACACGUCAUCUUUCUUUCUUUCUACCCUUUACUUUUCUUACUUCUUUCUUUCUACACUUUACCCAUCUUUCUUUCUAUACGUUACCUUUCUAUUCCUUACCUUUUUCUUUCUUUAUUUCUUUCUUUCUUUCUUUCUUUCUACAUUUUAUAUUUCUUUCUUUCUACGCUUUACCUUUCCUUCUUUCUUUAUUUAUUUCCUUAUUUAUUUAUACACUUACCUUUCUUUCUUUUCUUCUUUCUUUCAACACGUUAUCUUUCUUUGUUUCUACACUUUACCCUUCCUUCUUUCUAUACGUUACCUUUCUAUUCAUUACCUUUUCUUUCUUUCUUUCUUUCUUUCUUUCUUUCUUUCUACACUUUAUAUUUAUUUCUUCCUUUCUUUCUACACAUUACUUUUCUUUCUAUCUUUCUUCCUGGCUUUAUUUAUUUAUACACACGUUAUCUUUCUUUCUUUAUUUAUUUAUUUAUACACGUUACCAUUCUUUCUUUUCUUCUUUAUUUUAACACAUUAUCUUUCUUUCUUUCUACACUUUACCUUUCUUUCUUUCUUUCUUUCUUUCUUUCUACACUUUACUUUUCUUUCUUUCUUUCUUUCUUUCUACACAUUACUUUUCUUUCUUUCUUUCUUUCUUUCUUUCUUUCUUUCUUUCUUUCUUCCUACACUUUACUUUUCUUUCUUUCUAUCUUUCUUCCUGGCUUUAUUUAUUUAUACAAUUUACCUUUCUUUCUUUUCUUCUUUCUACACUUUAACUUUCUUUCUUUCUACCCUUUACUUUUCUUACUUCUUUUCUUUCUACAUUUUACCUUUCUUUCUUUCUUUCUUUUUUUAUUUAUUUAUUUCCUUUCUUUCUCUCUCUCUCUCUCUUUCUCCCUUUCUUUCUUCCUCUCUUUCUUUAUUUCUGUGUUUCUUUCUUAAUAUCUUCAAAGUCUUUCUUUCUUUCUUUCUUUCUUUCUUUCUACACUUUACCUUUCCUUCUUUAUUUAUUUCUUUAUUCAUUUAUACACUUUACCUUUCUUUCUUUUCUUCUUUCAUUCAACACGUUAUCUUUCUUUCUUUCUACAUUUUACUCUUCUUUCUUUCUAUGCUUUACCUUUCUAUUCCUUACCUUUUUCUUUCUUUCUUUUUUUUUUCUUUCUUUCAUCUUGCAUCCCUUCUUUCUUUAUUUCUUUCUUUCUUUCUUUCUUUCUUUCUACACUUUAUAUUUAUUUCUUCCUUUCUUUCUACACUUUACCUUUCAUUCUUUCUAUUUUUUUUCCUUGCUUUAUUUAUUUAUUCAUUUAUACACGUUACCAUUCUUUCUUUUCUUUCUUUCUACCCGUUAACUUUGUUUCUUUAUUUAUUUAUUUAUUUAUUUAUACACGUUACCAUUCUUUCUUUUCUUCUUUCUUUCUACACGUUAUCUUUCUUUCUUUCUUUUUUUUCUUUCUUUAUUUAUUUAUACACGUUACCAUUCUUUCUUUUCUUCUUUCUUUCUAUACGUUAUCUUUCUUUCUUUCUUUUUUUUCUUUCUUUUAUUUAUACACGUUACCAUUCUUUUUUUUCUUUUUUUUUUCUUAAAUUUCUUUCUUUCUUUUUUUUUUUCUUUAUUUAUUUAUUUAUUUCGUUACCAUUCUUUCUUUUUUCUUUUUCUUUCUUUUAA
Acanthosepion pharaonis is the source of this 2298-nucleotide messenger RNA. NCBI's taxonomy places the organism in Eukaryota, Metazoa, Mollusca, Cephalopoda, Sepiida, Sepiidae. The record is from the annotation of a GenBank genome assembly.